Molecule: messenger RNA, 537 nt
Organism: Nicotiana attenuata
Lineage: Eukaryota; Viridiplantae; Streptophyta; Magnoliopsida; Solanales; Solanaceae
Exons: 2
Coding region: 1-537 (178 amino acids)
Source: RefSeq, a predicted model, not a curated record
AUGAGAGACUGGAGAUUUGGAGACAGACUCUUGAGUCUAAAGGUUUUCAAGGUGAGCAGGACUAAGACGGAGUACUUGGAAUGCAAGUUCAGUGACGUUACCCAGGAAGCAGACAUAGAUGUGAGUCCUGAUACACAAGUCAUCUUUAAGAGAGGGAGUUUCAAGUACCUUGGGUCAAUAAUACAAGGUGAUGAAGAGAUUGAUGAGGAUGUUACGCAUCGUAUCGGAGGAUGUUCCGGUGUGUUGUGUGAUAUGAAUGUACCAUUGAAACUUAAAGAUAAGAUAAGGAAUGAAGUCAUUCAGAAUAAGGUAGGUUUGGCCCUCGUGGAGGAUAAGAUGCGGGAGGCGAGGUUGAGAUGGUUCGGGCAUGUUAAGAGGAGAAGCACAGAAGCCCCUAUUAGGAGGUGUGAGAGGUUAGCCUUGGAGGAUAUGAGGAGGGAUAGAGGUAGGCCAAAAAAGUCUUGGAGAGAGGUGAUUGGGCGGGACAUGGUGCAGCUGGAGGUGACUGGGGAUAUGACCCUUGAUAGGAGGGUAUAG